Messenger RNA from Somion occarium, 889 nucleotides. The record is from the annotation of a GenBank genome assembly. NCBI's taxonomy places the organism in Eukaryota, Fungi, Basidiomycota, Agaricomycetes, Polyporales, Cerrenaceae.
AUCGCCUCCGGGAAAGAUGCAUCCUCAGGUGCCGGAAUGGUAGUAUUACGCAAAGGUUGGAGCGGUACAUCAUCUGUUUGUUCACAAGAGGGUGUGCAUACCCCUUGUCUCAUCCAGCAUGAACAUGCCAUCGACCCAAGAAUGGCAACUCCAAAAGCUCAACGCUGCCACAUCCGAAUUACUUGAUGAAUUAGGCUCCGUGGCGACGGCCGCGUUCCAGGGCGACGAGUUGAGCAAGGUGCUAAUUGGCGGUGAUUGGAGCAAUCUUUACCCCCUCUUGCGAGCAACCAUCGGGGCUGAACGAAUCGUUGGCGAGCAUUGGAUCGCCACCAUUGACCAGAAAGUGGUGGGUUAUGCAGGCUGGUUUCCUCCUGGCCGAUUACUAAUGGACUCCCCCGACCAAGCUGAAGCUGGGUUCAAUGAAUUCGUUAAAAGCAUGCCCGCGGAGCUUGCUAGGUGGUGGAAAGAAUAUUUCCUGCCGAAGGGCGAUGAAGUGCCAACAAUUGCAUAUGGUAAAGACAAAAAGAAAAGCAUAUGGAACCUGCAAACGUUAUGUGUACUUCCGGAGUUACAAGGUCGCGGUAUUGGGCACUCAUUGCUUGAAGUGAAAGAGAAGGACAUCCUCGCCAAUAGCACUGUGUCAGAGAUGAGCGUUGAAUCUGCGACGCUGAAAACUACUGAACUUUACAAAUAUUGGGGCUUCGAGGAGAAGGGUAAAUUCCACUUCGAAAGCGACGUGGGUGAAUUCGAUCAAUGGUGUCUGUACAAGAAGCUGUAGGACAUCUACAAGUGACCGGGGUAAUUGAUAUCUAUGCACAUGCAUCUUGAAAUAUGACUAGUCUGUCUGUAUAUCAUAUCGAGAUCCCGCCAGUGGUCUUCCGGGGCGCGC